Molecule: messenger RNA, 734 nt
Organism: Cephus cinctus (wheat stem sawfly)
Lineage: Eukaryota; Metazoa; Arthropoda; Insecta; Hymenoptera; Cephidae
Gene: RpS24
Product: 40S ribosomal protein S24
Exons: 4
Coding region: 88-495 (135 amino acids)
Biological process (GO): translation
Cellular component (GO): ribosome
Molecular function (GO): structural constituent of ribosome
Source: RefSeq, a predicted model, not a curated record
GACUUCCGGCUUCUGCAAAUUUUUCCCGCGGACGGCGCUACAUGCUUCCGUUAAAGCCUUUUCCAAGUGGCACGAUAAUCGGGCAAGAUGACCGAAGGAACCGCUACGAUCAGAACUAGAAAGUUUAUGACUAAUCGGCUAUUAUGCCGAAAACAAAUGGUCGUAGAUGUGUUACAUUCUGGCCAGCCCUCAGUUCGGAAAACCGAGAUCCGGGAAAAGCUCGCCAAAAUGUACAAAGUGACACCAGAUGUUGUUUUUGUAUUUGGUUUCCAAACUAAUUUUGGUGGCGGUAAAUCUACCGGUUUUGCAUUGAUCUACGACACUCUAGACUUUGCCAAGAAAUUCGAACCCAAAUACAGGCUGGGUAGGCAUGGACUUUAUGAAAAACAGAAACAGACCAGGAAACAGCGUAAGGAACGCAAGAACAGAAUGAAGAAGGUCAGAGGUACCAAGAAGAGCAAGGUUGGAGCAGCAUCUAAAAAGGCAAAGAAGUAGUCAAAUACUCAUCAUUUGCUCUGCGAGCAUCAAGACGGGAUGGUCUCAUAUUUGUGAUGUUUAUACGUGGUCAGCAUGUCUUCACAACACUGUUAUCAAUAGAUUCUGUUAUAUCUUCAGUACUAAAAUUCUUCUGCUUAUUAAGAUCAUUCAGUUUAUGAACGUCGAAUUAUUAAAAGAAAAAAAAAAAAGAAAAAUGGACUGCUUUAGUUGAUCUGAAUAUUUUCUUAGUUUAAAAA